Messenger RNA from Vigna unguiculata (cowpea), 1387 nucleotides. RefSeq names its product GDSL esterase/lipase At1g54790-like. Gene Ontology annotation, molecular function: hydrolase activity, acting on ester bonds. NCBI's taxonomy places the organism in Eukaryota, Viridiplantae, Streptophyta, Magnoliopsida, Fabales, Fabaceae. The record is from RefSeq and is a predicted model, not a curated record.
UAAACCAUCUCUUAGCUUAUGGAACAGUCUUUGAAUAAUGCAAUAAGUCUAGUUUUCUUGAAAAGUAUAAAGUGUAGUUAUAAUUGAUUGGUAAUGUUUGUAUUAUUGAUAUUUGACAGGCACAAAGUGAGAGUUGUCAUGGAUUCUAAGAUUGUUGCUGUUUUUCAAGUUGUUACAUUUUGCAUAUGUUUGGCUGCUGCAAAUUCAGUUGCUUUCAGUUACCCUGCAGUUUUCAACUUUGGUGAUUCAAACUCAGACACAGGUGAACUUGGUGCAGCUAUGGGAUUUUUAGUUGCCCCGCCCAAUGGAGAGAAGUACUUCAAAACCCCAUCUGGGAGGUUCUGUGAUGGACGUCUCAUUGUGGAUUUCCUUAUGGAUGCGAUGAAAUUGCCAUUCUUGAAUGCCUACAUGAAUUCUGUGGGGUUGCCAAAUUUUCAGCGAGGAUGCAACUUUGCAGCAGCAGGUUCAACCAUCCUUCCAGCCAAUGCAGCAUCUAUCAGUCCGUUCAGCUUUGGGGUUCAGGUAUAUCAGUUUCUGAGAUUCAGAGCUCUGUCUCUUCAAUUGCUUCAAGGAAAUAAAUCUUAUCAGUACGUCCCUUCUGAAGACUCCUUCGAGAAGGGGUUAUACAUGUUUGACAUAGGCCAGAACGAUCUUGCUGGUGCGUUUUAUUCAAAAACAUUGCCCCAGAUACUGGCCUCAAUUCAAGCAAUUUUAUUAGAAUUUGAAACUGGAAUAAAGAAACUGUAUGAUAGCGGGGCAAGGAAUUUCUGGAUACAUAACACGGGUCCACUCGGAUGCUUGCCUCAGACUGUUGCCCAAUUUGGCACUAAUCCAUCAACGCUUGAUGAACUAGGAUGUGUUAGUUCACUCAACCAAGCAGCCAAAGCCUUUAAUAUACAGCUUCAAGCUUUUUGCAGUAAAUUGAAAAGCCAGUAUCCAGAUGCAAAUGUAACACAUGUUGACAUCUAUACCAUAAAAUUAAACCUUAUUGCAAACUCUUCUAAAUAUGGGUUUAAACACUCCAUUAUGGCAUGCUGUGGACAUGGAGGUCCACCAUUGAACUUUGACAGCAGAGUUUCUUGUGGACUAACAAAGAUCGUGAAUGGGACUGAAAUAACAGCAAAAAGUUGCAACGACAGCAGUGUGUACAUAAGCUGGGACGGAACUCACUACACUGAGGCAGCAAAUGAACAUGUGGCAUCACAAAUUCUCACUGGAAACUACUCCACUGGAAAAUAAACCCCUAUCUGUUUAUUGUUUUAACAAUGUCAUUCUUUGGGUACUGUUUUAGUGAAACGAACAACUGAUUGUAACCUUGAAUGACACAUGACCUUACAAAAGGAAUAUGAUUCAAGAUCAAAUAAUAAAAUAAAAUGACUUUGUGAUA